This is a messenger RNA of Blastomyces dermatitidis ER-3, 2372 nucleotides long. Its product is annotated as casein kinase II subunit beta-2. Gene Ontology annotation, molecular function: protein kinase regulator activity. The record is from RefSeq and is a predicted model, not a curated record. Gene Ontology annotation, cellular component: cytoplasm; protein kinase CK2 complex. NCBI's taxonomy places the organism in Eukaryota, Fungi, Ascomycota, Eurotiomycetes, Onygenales, Ajellomycetaceae. Bases 369 to 1190 code for a protein of 273 amino acids. The transcript is spliced from 3 exons.
GCCGCCGUGCGUGGCCCCAAAUGCCCCUCCCUCCCCAAUGGCAACCAGAACAGGGCUGGCUGGAUCGUCGCUAUCGAUCCCAUUUCCCACAUCGCAAAAUUGUACCAACACCCCCUCGCAUCCACUUCCAAAAAAGACCCCACCCCUUUCUCUCUCGAUUUUCUUCUCUAUUUACUCCUGUCUGAAUCAACGACAUCCUUUUCGACCCCUUUGCCACCAACUCGCUAAGGGUCCAAAACACCCAGCACCCUCACACUCGCAAUCUCCCCGUCAUAUGCCGUGGUAGCAUUAUUCCCUAGAGUAACUAGUGUUACGGAUACACCUCCAAGAAUAAGAGAGCCGGAGAGAGUGAGUGAGGAGUAAAAGACAUGGAGGACUUCAAUAGUGAGACCGAAAGCGACUACACAAGUUACUGGAAAGACUGGUUCAUCUCAUCUCGAGGGAACGAAUACUUUUGCGAGAUCGAUGAAGAGUACCUCACUGAUCGAUUUAACCUUACGGGUUUGAAUAAUGAAGUCCAGUAUUACCAAUAUGCCCUCGAUCUAGUUACGGAUGUUUACGACCACGAGACGGAUGAAGAUACGAGAGAGCAAAUCGAGAAAUCAGCUCGGCAUCUCUAUGGACUAGUUCACGCCCGGUACAUUGUUACGACCCGAGGAUUAGCCAAAAUGCUGGAUAAAUACAAAAAGGCAGACUUUGGCAAAUGCCCGCGAGUCCUCUGCAACCAACAUCCCCUUCUCCCAAUGGGCCUAUCAGAUCUACCAGGCGAAAAAUCGGUCACACUCUACUGCGCCAAAUGCGAAGAUAUAUAUAAUCCCAAAUCAUCCCGACACGCAGCUAUCGAUGGCGCAUAUUUUGGCUCAUCAUUCCACAGCAUCCUCUUCCAAGUCUACCCUGCUCUCAUCCCAGAAAAGUCCCUACGUCGAUACGACCCUCGAGUAUUUGGAUUCCGCGUCCACGCUAGCGCUGCACUGGCGAGAUGGCAAAAUCGAAAACGAGAUGAGAUGAAGGGCCGGCUACGGAAACUUAAGCUGGAGAAUCCAUUUAUGGAGGAUAGGGAGGUUGAAGACGAUGAGGACGAUAUCGCUGACUCGGGAAUUGGGGAGCUUGAUAGUAGGCUUCUUGCUGCCAUCGGCGAAGAAGGGGGGAGGUCUGUUAUUGACAAGGGACGAAUGGAUAUUGGCGCUUGACCUAAAUGAAUGGAUGGAUGGGUUGACGGAUUAACGGAUUGAUGGAUAAACCCGGUCUUAAACAAGGCGUUUGGGAGGGAUUGAGGGAUGAAAUUCCUCUGAUGGACAAACCGUGACUUCUAGCUUUCGGAGGGCUCGCUUCUUUUAUUUUCUUUUAUUUUCCCGUCUUUCCCUUAUAAAUAAUAGGUAUAUGCUUUACAGCAAGGCGUUCGACGAGCUUUUCUGGUUCCAGACAAUUUUUAGGGCAUUUUCGUAUAGUCUCAUAUUUUUAUUUUUAUUUCAUUUAUUCUCUGAAUGUAAGCUCUAUCCGGAGCAGGUAAUUGGUAAUAGGGUGUUUUUGGGGGUUUGUUUUUCCUAACCAAGGGUUUCAUUGAUUUCUUAUAUGGGGUAUAUCCAAUUCAUGACCAAGUUAGUGAUCAUCUAGUUAGGUAUUAUAUUGCUGAUAGGGCUGACAUUAGUUCCUCCUCUAGGGCUUCUUAUUAAAUCCCGAAUCCCUCCCACUUUUCAGGAGAAUUUUUCCAUUGUGCAGUGAGCUGAGGUGGCCGAGUUAUUGUACUGUACUUGAAACUAUCCCGAGAGCUCAGGAUGAAUCUACUGUUUUCAUCGGAUGUUGCUAUACGGAUUGUAUCGGCAUCCCGAUAUCCUGCAGCCGGCCUCGGCUUCCCUUUCCUCCCGACUGUACCUCGCCUUUCUCUGGAUGAAUCAAACAAAUAAUGGAGGACGCCACAUACUGCUCUAUAAUUAAUUCCGAUGCACUACCAGAGCUUAACACUAGUUUCAGUGAUCAGUCAGAGCUAGGUGGUGUAAGUGAGUUUUAUUAUUGUGGUCUACCCUUCGCCUUGCUGGAGCUUCAGCCCUGCAAACUUGACCUUACAUUAUUGUGCCAACUAGCCAGCUUCUCAUACUGCGCACCAGAGAGAUGGAGCAGCAGGUGGAUGAGCUUUAUAUCAAGCAACAUUACUCCAAGAUUUCCUUGUUACACCAUAUAGGUCCAAUCUCAUAUGCCAGCAAAAGUCACAAUCCGGACACCAUGUGGAGUCCACAACUUCUCUCACAUUCAAUGGCUAUCCUCAGUUAAUACUAGACACCUCCCAUAUGAGGUCACUAGGCUUGUCAUUGGGGGAAUGUAAGCUGUAUGUUCAGCGAACCGAACCUUCAUCUUAUUUCCUAAUCUUAUUUUCU